CACAGUAAAUCACUGAGCGAUGAAGAAAACCUGAAACUCUUUGGGAAGUGCAACAAUCCCAACGGCCAUGGGCACAACUACAAGGUUAUAGUCACUGUGCGUGGAGAGGCAGCCUUUUCCCCCUGGUGUCAGGGAGCAGAGCCACAGGCUGCUGUGUGCACAUACAGGGGCAAAGUAGGGACUCAGUACGUGAAGAUUGACCCUGUCUCAGGAAUGGUUAUAAACCUGACAGACCUGAAAAAGUACAUGCAGCAGGCGAUCAUGGAGCCACUCGACCACAAAAACCUGGAUAAGGACGUGCCCUACUUCGCUGAGGUGGUGAGCACCACAGAGAAUGUUGCAGUGUUCAUCUGGGAAAACCUCAAGAGGCUCCUGCCUGUGGGAAUGCUUUAUAAAGUCAAAGUGUAUGAAACGGACCAGAACAUUGUGGUCUAUAAAGGAGAAGAAACGAUUUCUGAGAGAUGAAAUAAGCUGAAGCUCAACUGGUUGGAAACUGACACCUGCUCACGUCAGUGAACAGCAUCAGCCUUGCUCACUGUGUCCUGAAAUGAAGCCUUGGUUAUGUACUGCAGAAGAACCAACCAAGGUAGUUCUUCUGCCAGAGAUCUCAUAGCAGUUUGGGUUAUCACAAUUCACUGAUACAUCUGCCUUUCCUCAAGACAUUCUGGUUUCAUAAAACCAGAUUGCUGAGCUGAUGUGCAAUCUGCAAUUGUACCAUGCUGAAUAAAGCAGCUUUCCAGAGA
Messenger RNA from Meleagris gallopavo (turkey), 743 nucleotides. RefSeq names its product 6-pyruvoyltetrahydropterin synthase (gene PTS). The record is from RefSeq and is a predicted model, not a curated record. Gene Ontology annotation, molecular function: 6-pyruvoyltetrahydropterin synthase activity. Gene Ontology annotation, biological process: tetrahydrobiopterin biosynthetic process. Gene Ontology annotation, cellular component: mitochondrion. Lineage: Eukaryota; Metazoa; Chordata; Aves; Galliformes; Phasianidae.